Molecule: messenger RNA, 2025 nt
Organism: Rangifer tarandus platyrhynchus (Svalbard reindeer)
Lineage: Eukaryota; Metazoa; Chordata; Mammalia; Artiodactyla; Cervidae
Source: the annotation of a GenBank genome assembly
AUGGCUGACGGAUUGCUGGCUGGUGGUGGGCUGGGGUCGGAAGCGAUGGCGCCGGAGCCCGAGCUUCCUGGCUGGGCGGCCGUGGAAGAGCUGGAGCACCUGGAGAAAGGUUUGUUUGAAAAUGAAGAUUCAUGCAGUGAUUGUAGUGAUCAUGUUAAACCAGGUAGUAGUUUACAAAGUUUUGUGCCAGAAGGAAAAACUCACUUCCCAGAAAUGUUCCAGACAAGUCAACUUUUGUUCUAUGAGCGAUUCAGAGCUUAUCAAGAUUACAUUUUAGCUGACUGCAAGGCCUCUGAGGUAAAAGAAUUCACUGCUGAGUUCUUAGAGAAGGUCCUUGAACCAUCUGGAUGGCGGGCAGUCUGGCACACUAAUGUGUUUGAGGUGCUAGUUGAGGUCACAGACGUAGACUUUGCAGCUUUGAAGGCAGUGGUGAGGCUUGCUGAUCCGUACCUCUGUGAAUCGCACGUGAGCACUUUUACUUUGGAGUGUAUGAAAGAGCUCCUUGAUCUGAAGGAAUACCGGUUGCCCCUGCAGGAGCUGUGGGUGGUGUUUGAUGAUUCUGGAUUAUUUGACCAGACAGCACUUGCGAUUGAGCAUGUCAGGUUUUUCUAUCAGAACAUUUGGAGGAGUUGGGAUGAAGAAGAGGAGGAUGAGUAUGAUUAUUUUAUCAGAUGUGUUGAACCUCGAUUGAGAUUGCAUUAUGACAUUCUUGAAGACCGAGUUCCUUCAGGACUUAUUGUUGACUACCAAAAUCUGUUGACUCAAUGUGAGGAGAGUUACAGGAAAUUUUUAAAUCUGAGAAGCAGUUUGUCAAAUUGUAACUCUGAUUCUGAGCAGGAAAACAUCUCUAUGGUGGAAGGGUUAAAGUUGUAUUCAGAGAUCGAACAGCUGAAACAAAAACUAAAACUCAUUGAGAAUCCUUUGUUGAGAUAUGUAUUUGGUUAUCAGAAGAAUUCUAAUAUACAAGCAAAAGGCAUCCGUCCAAAUGGCCAGAAGGUCACCCAUGUGGUCUCCUCCAUCAUGAUGACUGGUCUGCUGCAGUCCCUGCUCAGGGAUAGGCUUUGCCCAGAGCCUUGUAAGGAAGAAAUAGAAAUUCAGUUCCAUAGUGAUCCGUUGUCUGCUAUAAAUGCCUGCUAUGAGGGUGACACUGUUAUUGUUUGUCCUGGCCAUUAUGUGGUACAUGGUGCAUUCUCCAUUGCUGACUCCAUUGAGUUGGAAGGAUAUGGUCUACCAGAUGAUAUUAUAAUAGAAAAGAGGGGCAAAGGAGACACUUUUGUGGACUGUACGGGUGCGGAUAUUAAAAUCUCAAGCAUAAAAUUUGUUCAGCAUGAUGCCGUAGAAGGAAUCUUGAUCAUUCACCGUGGCAAGACUACAUUGGAAAACUGUGUACUGCAGUGUGAAACUACAGGAGUCACAGUACGAACAUCAGCAGAAUUUUUAAUGAAGAACUCAGAUUUAUAUGGUGCCAAGGGUGCUGGUAUAGAAAUAUAUCCCGGGAGUAAAUGCACUCUGAGUGAUAACGGGAUCCAUCACUGCAAGGAAGGGAUCCUCAUUAAGGACUUCUUAGAUGAACAUUAUGACAUUCCCAAAAUAUCCAUGGUGAAUAAUGUCAUACAUAAUAAUGAAGGUUAUGGUGUUGUCUUGGUGAAACCUACAAUUUUCUCUGAUCUGCAAGAAGAUGCCCAAGAUGAAACUGAAGAAAAUAAAGCACUUAAAGUUCAGACAAGUGGAGAGGCAGAUGAAGCUCAAAGAGUGGAUCUGGAAGAGCUGAUUCAGUGUGCAGCUGGUAAAAUGGAGCUUUAUUCGAGGGCUGACCUUUCUGAGCAAGCUGAAGGCAAUUGUGAAAUUGUAAAUGAACUAGUUGCUGCCUCCACACAAAAAGGCCAGAUGAAGAAGAAAAGGUUGAGUGAACUGGGGAUCACACAAGCUGAUGACAACUUAAUGUCACAGGAGAUGUUUGUUUCAAUUGUGGGGAACCAGUUCAAGUGGAAUGGGAAAGGGAGUUUUGGCACAUUUCUUUUUUGA